AUGAAUGACCCAUCGAAAAAUGUGAGUCUAGAAUCUAGAUUAAGCACUUUUAUCCGAAUAAACAAUCGUACAAUAGCCUGGCCGGGACUGAACAUGAACGUCUCGGGCCCAACAGGCUCGAACUUUUUUUUUUUUCCAAAAAAUUACAAAAAUUGUUCAAACGUGGCGGAACGAUAGAUCGCAAGUCAAAGAAAAAUGCAUUCAAAGUGAAACCUCCGAGUCGAUCGCGCAAAAAAAGCUAAGCGCAGCAUUCUGCAAGUCUGCAAAUAAUAUGUUUUUUUACGUUCUUCUCAUUUUUUUACGUCAAAAAAUCCAAUUCGACGAUGUAACAAACCAAACAAAAAUAUCCGCUGAAUUACCCCAUAAGUGUAGUAGUGGAGUUGUUCAGUGUAUGUAUUGUUCGUUUUUCUACGUCUAAAAUGUUGAUUCAGCAAUGUAAAAUAACGUAAGCAUACCAACAACAAAAAGCAGACUUGCAAAAUUCCGAAUCGGCACGCUGGGCGCCCUUUGCAAGUCUGAAAAAAGACAAAGACUACGCACAAUUUUCGCGUUUGCAGGUGUCUGAAGAGGAACUCGAGAAACAGUACGAAGACUAUCGUGCCCAAUUCGAGUUAUGGAAGGAAACCAAUAAGUGCUGACAAGCUAAUCUUAUUCAAGUUUGCUAAUUUUGCUUCUUCUACCAGGGGAUCAAUCGGAACAGAUGCCUAUAAUUCAUACGUCAGUCAAUUCGAACAAUGGGAACAGGAGGUCGAAACAAGAAAAAAACAGGUAAUUGUGAGCGUAAAUUUAUUGCAUUAAUCGUUAAUUAUUCCAGCAGAAAACUCAACGGAAAGGUGUUCCUCAGCUUUUGAACGAAAAGGAAGCCGAAGCUGUGGCAGCAUAUGCACUGUCUCAAGAAGCGUAUGUUUCGCAUCACGUUAAAGCAAUGGAACAAGCAGAGCACCAGCAACGAGUCGCUGCUGCAGCAGCUCGACAACUCUUUGCUAAAAAAAUGGCAGUUCGUCAGACAGGUACACUAUAUUUUUCAAUUAUUUUUCUUCGUGUUCACUUCAUUCACAAUUUAUCUUUGUUCCUCUCGGUCUUUGUAGACGAGCAAAAAUUUCUAAAUACGGUGAUUUUCAUGUGGUGUUAUGAGGCAAAAUGAUUGAAUACAGUCAAUGAAUUGGCCAAUCACAUAAAUGCCACGAGGCGGUCACGAAUAGUUGAUUUUCAGGCGACAAUCCUGCUACAUCGGAAUUGUUCAUGCGUGGUAUGGUAAACGGUAGUGGGAGCGGAGCUAUACCUGCAGGUACCUAGUGAAUAUAAUACCGAACAGGUGAGAAUUUCCGAAUUCCACAUUCUAGCUGGCUUAACUCAUGCGGCAGCUCAGAACUUCACUGCACCCCCUACUUUGUGGGGGACUCCAAAGCCCGUUUAUGGCACAAGGGUAAGAGAAUGUAUAUCGCUCGAAAUUAGUCGUAUUGUUUGCAGGAUCCGUUAUACUCGAGGUGGGGAGGACGCGCAGCAACAUCUCACUUCAAACCUGAUCAUGAACAACCAGUGGUGAGUGAAUCUCCGAAACUUUUCUGAAAAAACUCUUUCUUUAUGAACUUUUAUGAAAAAAAGUUUUUAAUUGUCCGACUGAGCAGCUGAUCGUAUUUCCGGGACACUGUCUCGAAUUGUCAAAUGAUAUUGACAUAUAAAAAAUAACAUACUUCUCGUGGUUUCGACUGAUUUUUACUUGCACUGAUCGGGUUUUAACACUGAGAUUUAAACUUGUCACAGGCCAUGCCGACCCCUUCACUCGUUAUUAAUCUAGAUAGCUAAUUCGCGUUUAUAACCGACCCUAAUUAGAUUGCUAAUUUACUGGGAUUAGAUUGCAUAUUCUUCUAAAUAAACUGAUAAAUUUUCUAAUUAGAUUGACAAAACAAAAUUAGCCUAAUUAGAUUGAUAAAGAACUGAUAUUAGAUGAAGUAUGACUUAUACUGUAUGAGUUUAAUUAUAUGAAUUGUGAAUCUAAUAUCAGUUCUUUGUCAAUCUAAUCAGACAAAUUUUGUUUUGCCAAUCUAAUUAGAAAAUAUAUCAGUCUCUUAGAAAAUAUAUCAAUCUCAAAUUAUAUCAGUUUAGUAGCUAGAAAAAUUUUCAAUCUAAUCGCAGUAAAUUAGCAAUCUUUGUUUUGUCAAUCUAAUUUGAAAAUUUAUCAGUUUAUUUAGAAGAAUAUAAUUAGGGCCGGGUAUAAACGCGAAUUAGCUUGCUAGAUUAAUAACGAUUUCCCUGACCUGUGAGCCGAUCAAUUGUAAAAUACUUUCGGGACAUUAAAAAAAAAACUGUGCUCCACAUAAAUAUUUGUCCACUAGCGAAAAAAUUUGAGAAACGUGAAAAUGCGAAAUUUCUGAAGCAAAAAUGGAGCACACUGGUAAAUCGAUCAUUGUCUGAACAGGUGAAUUUCGGAUCUAAUCCGAGAGUAACCAGCACCUGACGUGGCGUGAUCAGGUCCGGUUUUCUUCUAAUCAGAUGCGGAAAUCUCCUGAUGCCAAAGUUUAAAAAAAACCGGAAAUCACACGGAUUUUCCUGGGAUUUCCCUUAACUUUGGACGCGGCAUGAUUUAUUAGGGGUGAAUUCGACUGUAAUCGCGCUCUACCGUUCAAGUAAAUCGUUUCUAAUCUAGCUAGCUAAUUCGCGUUUCUAACCGGACCUAGUUAGAUUGCUAAUUUACUGCGAUUAGAUUGCAAAUUCUUCUAUCUAGACUGAUAAAUUUUCUAAUUAGAAUGACAAAGCAAAAUUUUCCUAGUUAGAUUGCACAAACAUUGAUAUUAGAUUCAAAAUUCACCUAAUUACUCUGGCAUUUCGUUAUUAAUCUAACGGCGGCCUAAUAAGAUUGAUAUGACACCUAAUUAGAUUAAUAAAUUGUCUAGCUAGAUUAAUAAAUCUUCUAAUUAGAUUGAUAUGUGCUCAAAUCAAGUUUCACGCCAACCGUCUGCUGGCUCAAAUCUCGAUUGCGCCAAGAAAAAACAGUCCAAUCUAAUUAGGUCGCGUUUAGAUCAGUAACUUUCUAAUUAGAUUAAUAUCGAAUUGCCAGAGUUAGAUUAACCGAGAAAAUUCAAGAAAAGCCCCCCACCUCAGCAGAACCAAUUGCCUCAAAAAUGCCUCUGUUCACAUAAUACAUAAUACGUUUACUUUCAGUUUUUGAUUAAAAUACAUUUUUUGGAAUUUUGUCAACUUGUCGUGCAAAUAAAAACAUAAAAAGACUAUCCCAACCACAAGCAGUUGUUUUUAAAUUCUUAACAAUUUGCUUCAUCCGUACACGGAAAGUGAACUGUGGAAUGGCACAGAGGCAUUCUUGAUCCCAUAAUAAAUCGACCGGUCAAACUCCAAACAAUGUUUAAAGAUGUCCUUCAUUUUUGCUUCAGAAAUGCUUUCUGAAAUUUUUGCGUAUUUCUAUUGACAGUGAGCGUAUGCCUAACAGUAUUGUUUCAGAAUCCCGUAGCUUGUUGGCUGCUUCUUGAUACCCUCAGGGACAAAAAAAUGGUACUCGCACCUCAUUCAAGCAAUCUUCCGCCGUUAUCUGCUACUAAUACAUGA
Caenorhabditis sp. 36 PRJEB53466 is the source of this 3561-nucleotide messenger RNA. NCBI's taxonomy places the organism in Eukaryota, Metazoa, Nematoda, Chromadorea, Rhabditida, Rhabditidae. The record is from the annotation of a GenBank genome assembly.